ACUUGGUAUGGAUGAAAGUUUAUUUCAAAGACUGUCAAUUCAUGAGAAUUGUAAAACAGAACUAUGUCUACAGUAUAGAAUGAAUGAAGAAAUUAUGAGUAUAAGUAAUAAACUGGUGUAUGAUGGUAAACUGCAAUGUGGUAACGAUACUAUUGCUGAUGGUAAACUCGUAUUGCCAGACAAGGCAGUGUUUGUACAGAUGCUUGAAAACAGAGGUUGGUCACACUCAUGGUUGGCUGAAAUCAUCGCAACUCAAGGACCAGUUAACUUUUUAAACACAGACAAGAUUCCUGCACCUCAUGAGAAGCGUCAUACCAGUUUAAUAAAUAAAAUAGAAUCACAGCUUGUUAGUUUAUUGAUAAAGGCUUUGUUAAAGGUAAUUGUGUUUUUCUUUCCACCAGCAAAAUAGAAUUUUUCCACUUUUUUUUUCUUUUUUUUCUUCUAAUCAUAUCAUUAAUGUUAACUAUAUAAACAUGAUUUCCUAUUGACUCCAAGUAUUGGUCAAUAUGUUUAAAAAGAAUUAUUUUGUAGAAGAUAAGAAAUGUUGCCUUUGAAAGGUCAAAGUUCAAAGUUUAAUGAUCUUAAAUUUUGAAUCUGCC
Saccoglossus kowalevskii is the source of this 599-nucleotide messenger RNA. Its product is annotated as DNA replication ATP-dependent helicase/nuclease DNA2-like. The record is from RefSeq and is a predicted model, not a curated record. Gene Ontology annotation, molecular function: single-stranded DNA helicase activity; 5'-flap endonuclease activity. NCBI's taxonomy places the organism in Eukaryota, Metazoa, Hemichordata, Enteropneusta, Harrimaniidae. Gene Ontology annotation, biological process: replication fork reversal. Gene Ontology annotation, cellular component: cytoplasm.